Molecule: messenger RNA, 609 nt
Organism: Chlamydomonas reinhardtii
Lineage: Eukaryota; Viridiplantae; Chlorophyta; Chlorophyceae; Chlamydomonadales; Chlamydomonadaceae
Exons: 2
Coding region: 153-428 (91 amino acids)
Source: RefSeq, a predicted model, not a curated record
CUCAACUGCUUUUUAGAUGUGGUCUUUGAAACAAGGAUAUUCUCCACGUCGUUGGGUUGAAAGCCUGGAGCGGGUUGCACACGCGUGCCACUGCGUCGGACCAUCCCGCGCAGCGAGGAUGGCUGCCCUGGGCUCCCCCGGCACGGCAACACAUGCGCGGUGAUAUGCAUUUACAGUUUCACUACCGGCAUCCACGUGAGCCAGUACGCCAAGCAGUCUCGCGCAACACGCCCGGCAGCGAGGGCUGGCCGCAGCUGCGCCAGGAGCUCAAGAUGAGGCUGCUCACAUUGCGGCGGGAGGGAGACCCCCUGGGUGUGGUGGAGACGCUGCGGGAUGUGCGCAAGCUGCCUUCCCUGCGCGCGUCGGGACCAGCUGGCUCAACUGCGGAUGUGAUGUCGGUCGCCGUGCGUGUGCGCCGGGUGCCAUGAAGAUUGCGGGUGUUACUUCUAUUGAUAUGCAGGAUGUGUCGAUGCCAUGCAUCAUGUCAUUGAUGGGCAUUCAUCAGGGGAGCGGGCAGACUGCGCCGAUGUGAUGAUCGACAGGGUACGUGUGACAGAUGGGCCCGGAUCCGCGGCUGGUUUUACAUGCCAGUACGUAUUAGCCUAUUAG